AUGGGCCCCAAACUCUUCGGCCUGGCGGACCAAUUUCCCGAUGAAAAGGUGGCCCGUAGUCUUACCUUGAUUGCGAAGACGCUGCAGAGUCUCGCGUCGCUGGUGCAGUUUGGAGAGAAGGAACAGUACAUGCGCGCGCUCAACUUCUACAUUGUGGAUAACAUGAAACGCAUGCAGGCCUUUCUGGACUCCAUCAGCGUGAACACCAUUCCUGAUGAUCUCGAGGAGAUGGAGAUGAACCUCGAUCCCGGGCGGGAGCUUUCGAGACUGCACCGUAAUCUGCAGCUAUGCAACUCAGAGUGCCAAGACAUGCUGUCAAAGACUGAAGACAUGGACGCAGACGCUUUGAACCGUGUGAAAGCGGUGUGCUCCGCUGUUGAUAGAAUGACUGCGUUGCACAUCAAAUACAAAUUGGCCUCUCAAUUGCGUUUCCGAUCUCAGUUUGCGCAACUGGAAACAACGAGCGAGAACAGUGAAGGAGAAGCACUUGUUUACUCAGCAACCAUGGAGCCAUCUAUUCCCGUGGGAGAAGGGGACUUGAGCAUCGCCAUAGCCAUAGGUAGUAUAGUGUAUGGGCCGAACUUGUCUCCUGUUUACACUUAG
Sphaeroforma arctica JP610 is the source of this 603-nucleotide messenger RNA. RefSeq lists its product as hypothetical. The record is from RefSeq and is a predicted model, not a curated record. The coding region runs from base 1 to 603 and encodes 200 amino acids. Gene Ontology annotation, biological process: regulation of GTPase activity. The transcript has 5 exons. Lineage: Eukaryota; Ichthyosporea; Ichthyophonida.